Messenger RNA from Leucoraja erinaceus (little skate), 1278 nucleotides. RefSeq lists its product as uncharacterized. Lineage: Eukaryota; Metazoa; Chordata; Chondrichthyes; Rajiformes; Rajidae. Bases 1 to 1278 code for a protein of 425 amino acids. The transcript is spliced from 3 exons. The record is from RefSeq and is a predicted model, not a curated record.
AUGGAGGCUACCCCUGACCUUCCCAUCCAUGCUGACUUGAACAACCUGCCCGACAUGCGCCUGGAGUCUCGCAAACCCUUCUGGUCUUCCGUUAAAUCCCUGGAAGACUUUGACCCCAAGACUGAGUGCCCCUUGCACACCAGCCCCUUGCACACCAGCCCCUCGCACACCAGCCCCACUCACACCAGCCCCACUCACACCAGCACACCAGCCCCUUGCACACCAGCCCUCUCACACCAGCCCCACUCACACCAGCCCCUCUCACACCAGCCCCACUCACACCAGCCCCACUCACACCAGCCCCACUCACACCACCCCUUGCCCCUUGCACACCAGCCCCCUGCACACCAGCCCCUUGCACACCAGCCCCACUCACACCAGCCCCUCGCACACCAGCCCCUUGCACACAAGCUCGUUGCACACCAGCCCCACUCACACCAGCCCCUUGCACACCAGCCCCCACCGCACACCAGCCCCUUGCACACCAGCCCCAGCCCCCUCGCACACACCACCAGCCCCUCGCACACCAGCCCCUCGCACACCAGCCCCACACACACCAGCCCCCCUCGCACACCAGCCCCUUGCACACCAGCCCCACUCACUCACACACACCAGCCCCUUGCACACCAGCCCCUUGCACACACCAGCCCCACGCACACCAGCCCCUCACACCAGCCCCCUCGCACACCAGCCCCACUCACACACCAGCCCCUCGCACACCAGCCACCCAGCCCUCACACCACACACACCAGCCCCUCGCACACCAGCCCCCCUUGCACACCAGCCCCACUCACACAGCCCCUCGCACACCAGCCCCACGCACACCAGCCCCUCGCACACCAGCCCCUUGCACACCAGCCCCUUGCACACCAGCUCCUCGCACACCAGCCCCCUCACACACCAGCCCCUUGCACACCAGCCCCUUGCACACCAGCCCCCCCUUGCACACCAGCCCCUUGCACACCAGCCCCUUGCACACCAGCCCCCCUCACACCAGCCCCUGCCCCACACCACAGCCCCUGCACACCAGCCCCACUCACCCCUUGCCCCAGCCCCUCACACACCAGCCCCUCGCACACCACCAGCCCCUUGCACACCAGCCCCUCGCACACCAGCCCCUUGCACACCAGCCCCUUGCACACCAGCCCCUUGCACACCAGCCCCUUGCACACCAGCCCCUCGCACACCAGCCCCCUCACACCAGGCAAUGUUAUUGUCGAACAUGAAAACAUCAAAUUGGAGAACAUCAAAACGGAGAAGAACAUCGCAAGUGCAUGA